CAGUCAGGGCAGAGCAGUUGAAGGGGGGAGUGGUCUGAGUCCCAUGUCCUUACUGGCGUAAAAAUAAAUAAAUAAAUAAAUAAAUAAAUAAAUAAACAGAUGCUUUGUAGUUCACAGCCGGGACUUCUUGCAGUCGUUCCAACUCCGGUGCUACCGGUGCGACUCUGCGCUCAGCCCGGGAUCCGGUCUGCGCUCCAGAACCAGCUGGCCGAGCAAGUGAUUGCGUCUUGGCUGUGAAGGAAAGAGCGAGCAGACCCCUCUUGCUCUAACUGAACAAAGAAGAGUUUUCCUGGGAAGUGUUCUCCACACUCUGUAAACUGAAUGGGAAUACGGGGAAUUUAUGACCUUGGAAAAUGAAGAUGUUGUUGCCAUGGGAACUGUUAAUCCUUCUGUCACUCAAAGAGUGCCUUGCUGAAAAUGCCCGCCAUGGUCCUGUCUUCACCCAGGAGCCCAGUGACAGCAUUUUCCCAAUGAGCUCUGGUGACAAGUUGGUGUUCAUUAAUUGCGGAGCAAAAGGAAACCCACCUCCACAUUACAGGUGGAACGUGGAUGGAAGGGAUAUAGACACAGACUCAGACCUGAACUACAGCCUUGUCGAGGGGAACCUGUUGAUCAGCAACCCUCACUUUAUCAACCAUGGAGGAGUGUAUCAGUGCAUUGCCACCAAUGCAUUUGGGACCAUCGUCAGCAGGAAAGCGAGAGUCCGGUUUGCAUUUCUGCAGAACUUCAGCAGGAAGCCGAGGAACACCGUGCUGGUGAGAGAGGGUCAAGCUGUGGUUCUUCUCUGCGGCCCGCCGCCCCAUUACGGAGAAAUCAAAUAUUCAUGGGUUUUCAACGGCCAGAGCAGCUUCCUGCAGCAGGACGCUCGCCGUUUCAUCUCUCAGCGGACGGGAAACUUGUACAUAGCAAAAGUUGAAGCCUCGGAUGCAGGGAAUUACACGUGCGCCGUGAGAAACAUGAUGACCAACGCCUCCGUGUUCAGCUCUCCGACCCCUGUGGUGGUGCGGAGGGAUGUAGUGAUGGGUGAAUAUGAGCCAAAGAUCGAGGUUCACUUUCCCGACACACUUCAUGUCUCUAAAGGAUCCUCCGUGAAGCUGGAAUGUUUUGCCUUAGGAAACCCUGUGCCUUCCAUUUCCUGGAGGAGAGCCGAUGGAAAUCCACUCCCUGGAAAGAUUAAGAUCAACCACUCCACCGGGGAUCUGGAAAUUCCGUAUUUUCGCCCGGAGGAUGCCGGUGUGUACGAGUGUGUCGCCGAGAACAGCAGAGGAAGAAACGUUGCCAGAGGGCAGCUCGUAUUCCAGAAUGUUGAACAUCUUCACUGGACCCAGACACUCAAAGAUGCUUACAUGGCUAUCGGCGCUAACCUGCAAUGGGAAUGUAAAGCUGCGGGUAAGCCGAGACCCACAUACCGCUGGUUAAAGAACAGCCAGCCGCUAACAGCAAUGGGGAGAGUUCAUGUUGAGGCUGGCCGACUGACCAUAUCCAAGAUCACUUUAUCAGACUCAGGAAUGUAUCAGUGUGUGGCUGAGAAUGAAUAUGGAUCUGUUUAUGCCAGCGCCGAGCUCAAGGUUGUAGCCUCACCACCUGACUUUACCCAGCGGCCCGUGAAAACGUCCACAGUGGUCCAGAGAGGGGGCGAGUCGGCGUUGGAGUGCCGGCCCAACGCCUCCCCCAAAGCCUCGAUCUCCUGGUGGAGAGGAGGAAAUCUGCUGAAGGACAGUGAGAGACAGACCACCAUGGAGGACGGAACGCUUCGCAUCACCAACAUCUCUAAAUCUGAUGAGGGCAGGUACACAUGUGUGGCCAGGAACCACUUUGGAGUGUCCAGCAGCUCAGGAACUCUGGUGGUGAAAGAGCCCACCAGGAUCACCAUCCCACCUCUAAGUUCAGACGCCACUGUGGGACAGAGUCUGGUGUUGCCCUGUGAGGUCUCCAGUGAUUCAUCUUUAAACCCCGUCUUCAAGUGGUUUUUCAGUGGGAAAGCCAUAGACUUCAGCAGGCAGGAGCACUUUGAGAUGAUUGGAGGAGGAUUUACAGGUGACCUGAUGGUGAGAAACAUUCAGCUCAGGCAUUCUGGGAAAUAUGUGUGUAUGGUGCACACUGAAGUUGACACGGUGUCAGCAGCAGCAGAUCUAAUUGUCAGAGGACCUCCCAGCGCCCCAGAGGUUCCAGCAGUAGCUGACGUAACUGACACCACAGUUCAGCUGUCUUGGGGCUCUGGACCUGACAACCACAGCCCCAUCACAGUGUACAUGGUGCAGGCCCGGACCCCUUUCUCUAUCGGCUGGCAGAAUGUGAGAACAGUUCCUGAUUCUGUGCCUGGACAGAUGAUGCACGCAACAGUGACAGAUUUGAACCCCUGGGUGGAAUAUGAAUUCAGGGUGGUGGCUGUCAACAGUGUUGGUGUUGGGGAACCCAGCACACCGUCCAAACAGAUCCGAACGAAAGCAGCAGCUCCCAAGGUUGCACCGGUUAAUGUGAGUGGCGGUGGGGGAGCUCGGGGGGAGCUUGUCAUUACGUGGGAGCCUGUCUCAGAGGAACAGCAGGCCGGAGAAGAGUUUGGCUACGUUGUGGCUCUCCGCCCACUUGGCAGCAGCACCUGGUUCCAGACGGUGCUUGCUUCCCCGGAUGCAUCAACAUAUAUCUACAGAAAUGACAGCACGGCGCCUCUGUCCCAGUUCGAAGUGACUGUGGGUGUGUACAACAGCAUGGGCGAGGGCCCUUUCAGCCGCGUGGUUACAGUUCUGUCUGCAGAGGAAGAGCCGUCUGAGGCCCCACAGAGAGUAUGGGCCCGAGCUGUGUCUGCCUCUGAAAUCGAGGUGUACUGGGACCCGAUUCCUCCUUCGUCUGGCAGUGAGAAGAUCAUAGCGUACGAGGUUCUGUUUUGGGAGGAUGGAUCUGAGCAGAGUGGAGUACGGGUUGUCAACAGCACAGCUCUGCUCUCCGGUCUGAAGGGCAGCACUUUCUAUCAGAUUGCAGUCAGAGCCCAGAACAGUGCUGGUUUUGGACCCUGUAGCGUCUCAGUCAACAUCACCACUAAAAAACCACCACCCAGUCAACCUCCCGCAGGCAUCGAGUGGCUCCUGACCAACUCAAAGAUCCUUCUGAGGUGGGAGCACGUCAAGGCCAUGGAGAACGAGUCUGAGGUGAUGGGAUACAAGGUUGUGUAUCGACAAAAGUGGCAUGGCCGGACCGCGGUGCUGCAAACCAAUAAGACCAACGUGGAACUGCAAAUCCCUGCUGGAGAGGACUACCUAAUUGAGAUCAAAGCUCUGAGUGAGGGGGGGGAUGGCGCCACCAGUGGCCAUAUUCGCAUACCAAAGAUGUCCAGUCUUGGCUCAAAAGGAUAUGUUUGUCCAGUUCCAGUCACCAUUCCCUGUCUCCUGUUCUGGGUGUUUUCUUUGGAUUAUUUGCUCAGAUAUUGAUGCUAUUAAAACUCAAGGAUAUCAGAUAAUAGUGCAUAUUUUCCCCAAAUUUUAGAUAUCCAGAGUAAUCAGAAACAAGAAGAAUGUUUCUUAACCACAGUUUUUUCCCAACCCAACUUGGAACGAAUGUAAGGGCCUUUCUGAAACGCAGAAUCAACCAUCUCAUGCAGGUCUGAUCACUCCAGGAAGCAGGAAUUUUCCCUCAUAGAAAUAAAUGACUGAAUUUCACUGAAGAAGAAACUUACAAACAUGUUCAUGCCAUGUUCUCUCUUGUCUUCGAGAGUCUUAGUUAUUCAGUCUUUGUCUUCUUUCCUUUCCUCUGAUUCCUCAACUUUUGUUUUUGAAAGUGUGUCACUCAUCUCAGCGUGAUGGUGUCCAGUCAGUGUUGCUGUUUUCACGCCUGCUGCUUUACGCUGAGGAAUCUGACAUAAGCUGGUAGUGGGAUUGAUUUUAGCUAAAUGUCAGAUAGAAAUACAGGAUGUCUAGAUGUCAGCCUUCAGGCUAUUGUAAAGAUCAAACCGCUCAGUCAGGAGGAUGUGGCUUCAACAGUGAUGCUACACUUUUUCUUAUUUAUUUACAAAAUGCAUCUGCCUUCUCUGCUAGGCCCUUGUCUCCUGAUCUUGUGCUGGAGAGGAGGUUUGAGAUCCUCAGGGUCUCAUCUCAGCUUUUUGCUGACAAUGUGGUUUUGUUGGUGUUUUCCAGCCAUGACCUUCAGCGACCACUGAGAAUGUUCACAGCUGAGUGAAGCAGCCCUACUUAGAGUCAGGUCUUCCAUAUCAGAGGUCAUGCUGCUUAACUUGCAAAAGGUUGAACGCGCCUUCUGGAUUAGGAGUAUCUGCCUCGAGCUAGGGAGUUUAAGUACCAUUCGUAGUGCUUCAUCUCCAGAUGUAGUCUUUCUUGGUGAGGAAGAGUCUGAUCUGAAAGGCAAGGCUCUGGCUUUGCUGGUCUAUCUGCGUUCCAACACACACUCAUCAUAAAAGUUUUGGAUCAAGACCAAAAACUUGAACCUGAAUCUAAGCGGCUGAAAUGGGUUCCUCUGUAGGGUGGCCGGGCUCUGCUGUAAAGCUGUUACAUCCUCUUCAAGAACUGAGAUAUUUGGUCGUACUCCCAAGGCAGUGAGGAAAAUAAAUGUUCUUGCAGCUGAACUAAGGAGUAGUUGCUUACCAGUUCUUACAGAAGACAUCAUAUUGGCAGAACAUUUUUUUGUGUGGCAACUAUUGCUGAGUUCGGCACUUGAGUUUCCUUGAGCAGAACCUUUUUUCCUUGUUUUAGCCAGCUUGAGCAAACAAACUUCUCAGUCCUCGUAGAACACGUCACACUCUAGAGAAAAUUGAGGAGUGCCAUCAUCAAGGGAAAAACUCCUAAUAGAGAUAAUAUCAUUGAAAUAACUCAACUGAUGUAGUUCAGACAUCUGAUUAGAAUGCCUCCUUGUCCAUUUCUUCUGGAAGUUUUCUCACUUAGAGAUGACAUUGGGGCAGACCCCGGUUUUCCUGAGGGGACAAUAUAGCCUCUUUGGCUUACACAAGGGUUCCUCAAAUGUAAUGGUCUGAGGGCCACUAAACAAAAAGACCCAGAAGUGUCGGAUUGGGGGUCGGACCGGACCAACUUCACAUGGGACAGCACUCUGCUGGCCAGAAAUGCUUACCAGUUUUGUGGAGAUGGUAGGUGCAGGCGCUCCUUACCUGCUUAACAACAACUAUUAACUAUUUUUUGUGUCAGCAAUUAAUUUUAAAGCUAGCAGUUAGCUUUUGCCAGUUUGCCAACCAAUGAAAAAUACAAGAAGGGGAAAAAGAAGUUUGUUUUUUUGUUGUCACGAUCAGGAUGGAGGAGGUGGAAACCAAAAAUGCAGAACCCAGAACGACUCAAGGCAGGAGAAGUGUUCAAAAAAAUAUCUUUUAUUUUAAAGGAUGAAGGUGCCAAAAACCAAAGGGCACUAAAAACGAAUCAAAACUCAACCUUACUGAAAACAAAAAGAAAACUCAUUCGUUGGACUGAACAGGAAGACACGAGGAGGACAGGAACACUCUGACAAAUGAAAUGACCCAACAAACACAGAGUGACAAUACAAGGCUUAUAAAGAAGAGGGAGGUAAUCAGGGAAACAGGUGACAGGUGUGAGGAGUGAGAGCUGAGGAGAAACUGGUGGAACCAAUUAACUAAAUGGGAAGGGAAAGCUUGACAGGAGGGCAGAUAAACAUUAACCUAUAACACAUGAAUCUAACUAAACCUAAAAGACAGAGGGCAAAAUAAACAACCAGAUGGGUGAGGAGAACUAAUCUAAAGACAACUAGGAAAACCAGGGAGUGACUGGGAGGACACAAGAGGAGAGCCUGGAGUGGGAAGAGGAGGGGGCUGGGGAACAAAGGGACACAGAACAUGACAUUUGUUGGCAGCAUGGUGGAGCUUGGGCGUAAAAGUUGGAGUUAUGUUUUUGGAGGUGAAGCAAGGAGCUAAACCUGAGUGAACAUUAGCCUACACCCAUUUGAGGAAGCUAAAAGAGGCUAUGAAAUCACAAAAUGAUUGUGGCCUGGCUUUGUUGCUACUCGACUUGCAGCAAGUCCAUAUUUUCAUCCAACAGUGUGGAUCUAUUUAGUUCCUGACUUAUUUAGCAUCAAUUUGUUUGUGUUAGCUCGUUGGUAGUGCUAGCAGUUGUCAUGGUAUUACAGAGUAGAGGUGGGAGAGUGUUGCAUCUGUCGUCCGUUCUGUAUUCUCUGUCUGGGAAUCUCCAAGUGGGGGUCCAGUCUGUCACGUUGAGGCAGGAGGUUGGGACCCAAACUGCAGAACCCCAGAACAACUCAGACAGGAGCGGUUGAAUAAAUGAAAAUUCUUUUUAUUAAGAUUAUGAGUAAAUAUCCAAAAGGCAGGAAGCCAAGCCUAAAGUCUAGUAAAACAGACUGACAUGAACAAAAGCUCAUUUAUGAGCAGGAACCUAGAUUCUUCUCAAGGGGAACAGAACAACACUGACAAGAUAAUGGAACGACAAAACAUUGUGACGCAGACAGGGUUAUAUACUCAGGGGCUGGGUGAUUGGGAGACGAGGAGCAGGUGCGUGGGGAGAGAACUGAGGAGAGACUGGUGAGAUCAAUUAACUAAAUGGGAAGGGAAAACCAAGCAGAGGAGGAGAUAAACCAUAACCUGUGAAUCUCUAAAUAAAUAAACCUAAAAGACUAAGGGCACAGGAGAACCGAAUAUAAAUAACUAAUGACCUGAGGAGUGAGGGAGACUAAUUAACAAGUGGUGAAGGAAAACACACACACUAGAGGGGGCUAAUAAAAUUCAAAGCUGAACCUAUAGAAAACUACAGAAGGGGUGACUAGGAGAGACCUGAGGGAAACCGGGAGGGAGCUGGGGACAAAAAGGGGCAUAGGAGACUUUAGGGACACAUGAGGAGAACCUGGAGGGAAACCUGGAAGGGGCUGGGGAUCACAAGGACACCGCACAUGACAGAGGCGGCCCAUUAAUUGAGAAUCACUGCUUUAAACUAACCUCCAAACAAACUGAGGUUUACACACGUCAUCAAAUGUCUGAAAUGCAUCAGUGAGUAUACUUUUACUGGUGCUCAAGAUCAAACAGACUAAAAUGUAAUGAAUGUGGUUAUUAUUUAAAGGGCAGGCUUCUCCAAGAUUUUAUGAAGAAUGUUAGUUAUGAUGAGUUAUAUGUUAUUUUUGUCUGGGAUGAAUUGUAAAAGAAUGGUAGUGAACUGUGCACACAUAGUGACUAGGUUCCCGUGAUACACAUUCAUUCUCGUAAAUGUGUGUGAUGAGGAGGAACCACUUCUUAAAAAAUAAAAACUCAACAGCAAAAGUUGCAAAAAUCGCUGUGUGAGUGGCCUUCAGGUGCUCAACUAAAUCUGCACACCCAAAGGAAGAAAGUAUGACCAGUCUAUAUGUCAGAAUAAGCUUUGAAACACACGGGAAACUCUUCAGAAUAGUUUUCCUAACAUAAUGGCCUCUCUGCAACACAUGUAGCAUUAUUUUUCUUAAAGGUGUGGUUGACUGUAAAAACUUAUUUUUUUUUUUUUUGUUAUGAUUCAAAGGGAUCACUCUGUUUAUUGCAGGAUGAACAUGAAAAUAGUCUCCUACAUCUAUCUCCUGGAUUAGCUUCUGAUAGAAAAUUGAGGGUGAAAACUAGGAUUUGAAAAUCCUGUCAGAUCUACGUCACACUGUGAAUUAGUGUUCAUGGACUCACCCAGGGGCUGCGCAGUGGCGCAGUGGUUAGAGCUGUUGCCUUGUAGCAAGAAGGUCCUGGGUUCGCUUCCAGGCCUGGGAUCUUUCUGCAUGGAGUUUGCAUGUUCUCCCUGUGCAUGCGUGGGUUCUCUCCGGGUACUCCGGCUUCCUCCCACACUCCAAAAACAUGACGGUUAGGUUAAUUGGUCUGUCUGAAUUGUCCUUACGUGUGAGUGUGUGUGUGCAUGAUUAUUUGUCCUGUGUGUCUCUGUGUUGCCCUGCGAUGGUCUGGCUCUCUGUCCUGGGUGUAAUCCGCCUGAUUGCCCAUUGACCGCUGGAGAUAGACACCAGCCCCCGCGACCCUGCGUGGACAAAGCGGGUUCAGACAAUGGAUAGAUGGAUGGACUCACCCAUCGUGACUCAUGACGGGAAAGGCUGUUGCUGUUUUAACAUCCAGUAUCAGCAGCAAACGUCUCAGUUAGUUUAAGCUAACCAUUAUCAUUAGCAACUUCGCCUCACAGCAGAAGCUCCUCCAGGCGUGUAUUGUUUGUGGAGCUAAAACUUCAAUGUUGCAAGUCGGUGGGAGAGUUGCAGUGCUGCUAUCCAAUCCGGACGAGAUGUCCAAACAUCAGGAACAACAGCCUGCUGUCUGAAGCUCAGCUGUGAUGUGCACAACUUUUACUUCUGGG
Messenger RNA from Nothobranchius furzeri (turquoise killifish), 8279 nucleotides. Its product is annotated as contactin-4. Lineage: Eukaryota; Metazoa; Chordata; Actinopteri; Cyprinodontiformes; Nothobranchiidae. Gene Ontology annotation, cellular component: axon; plasma membrane. Gene Ontology annotation, biological process: brain development; axon guidance; cell-cell adhesion. Gene Ontology annotation, molecular function: cell-cell adhesion mediator activity. The record is from RefSeq and is a predicted model, not a curated record.